AAAGGGUGUGUUUUUCCUCCACUGCAGCAUCCAUCAAGGGAGAACAGAGAGAAAGACAGAGAGGAAAGACAGAGUAAGGCGUGUCACCGUACUGAAAGAUAGGAGACUGUGUUCUACCCAAAAUCUUCACAAUACCUGCAAAGGACAGCAGAAGGGUGUCGGCCGUGCCCCUCGUCUCCAGACGCGCUCCAGCCAGUGGCGGGUGUGUGCACGUGAGUGAGUGAGUGUGUGUUCAUGUCGCUGGUUUGAUGCAGAAUGCGUGCAGUGCAGUGUCAGGCGGCCGUUAGAGGGCAGAGCAGAACACAUCUUCACCUGCUGCUGCUGCUCCUCCUCUAUGUGCGACAAACACGCGCAUACAUCCAAAUCCCUCAUGACUUCAGGCAACCUCCAGAGAUCACGACACAACCUGUGUCUCACACUGCUUUCUCUCUGGAUGAUGUUUAUCUGACCUGUGAGGCAAGUGGAGAACCUACACCCAGUUUCCGCUGGUUAAAAGAUGGGACUCAGUUUGGGGAUGUUCUGCAGGGGUCAGGAACCCUCACAGCAAAUAAAACAGAAGAAAUCAGGUUCUACCAGGGCUCAUACCGCUGCUAUGCUGCAAAUGAGCUGGGAACAGCUGUCUCGGACCUGGUGCACCUGAUCACAGAACCCAUCCCAACUUUGGCAAAAGAGAAGCGUCAGAAGAGAAGAUUGUUUGAGGAGGGAAUGAGUGCAGUGCUUUACUGUAACCCUCCAAAGAGCUCUGUCACACCCAAAAUACACUGGAUGGACAUGCAGUUUAGUCACAUCCCUCUGAGUGACCGCAUGACCAUCAGUCUGGAUGGAAAUCUGUACUUUGCCAACUUACUAGUCAGUGACAGCAGAGAUGACUACACCUGCAAUGCUUACUACAUCAAUGCCAGCAUCAUCCUGCCUAAAGAGCCCAUCAGCAUCAGCGUUGCACCCUCAAAUUCUGUGGUGAAGAACCGGCGGCCCCAGCUACAACAGCCAUCAGGAUCUCACAGCUCUUAUCUGGUGCUCAGGGGCCAAACACUGACUCUAGAGUGUAUUCCUGAGGGCCUGCCAACUCCAGUUGUGCACUGGGAGAGGAAGGACAACCCCCGAUUUCCAACCCGAGCAAAGAAGCUGAACUUCGACCGCUGGCUACAGAUUCAGGAUGUGUCUGAGAUGGAUGAUGGAGAGUACGCAUGCACUGCCAGGAACAGCCAGGGCUCCGUCACACACUACUACACCGUCACUGUCGAAGCUGCUCCAUACUGGACCAAGAGACCUGAAGUCCACCUGUAUGCCCCAGGAGAGACUGUGAGACUGGACUGUCAUGCUGAGGGUAUACCCACCCCAAACAUCACAUGGAGCAUCAACGGUGUUCCCAUUACAGGGACCGAUCUGGACCCGAGACGGCGUGUGAGCUCUGGCAGUCUGAUUCUCACAGACGUUCAGUACAGUGACACAGCAGUCUAUCAGUGUGAAGCCUCCAAUAAACACGGCAACAUCCUCAUCAACACUCACGUCCAUGUCGUCGAACUGCCUCCUCAGAUACUGACGGCAGACGGACUCGUGUACAGAACAAUGUCUGGUCAAACCGUUCUGCUGGAGUGCAGAACAUUCGGUUCCCCCAGACCCAAAGUGGACUGGGAGAUUUUAGAGUCUGGUCCAGCUCUGUCUAAUGCUAGAAUGUCUCAGUCAACCAAUGGAAGUCUAGAGAUCAGUGACGUGACUGAAGACGACAGUGGCAUUUACACAUGCUCUGUGAAACACAGUAACCUGACCAUCACUGCCGAGCUGCAAGUCUUGAAUAAAACCAAGAUUGUUGACCCGCCGCAGGACCUGCGUGUUGUUCGUGGAAAUGAUUUAGUAUUGCAGUGCAAAUAUACAGUGGACCUCCAGUUGAAAUAUCCCACAAUUCAGUGGAAGAAGGAUGGGCACAAGAUCACAGCAUCUGCUAAUGAUGACAAGUACACUGAAUAUCACGACGGCUCCCUGAAGAUCACAGACGUUCAGAUGAUGGACACUGGAAUUUACAGCUGUGAGAUCAGCACUAAACUCGACUCGGCCACGGCCACUGGAUCUGUCACAGUACAGGAUAAACCAGGCUCUCCUCACUCUCUGGAGCUUUCUGAAAAAACAGACCGUAGUGUCACAUUGUCCUGGACACCUGGAGACGAAAACAACAGUCCUGUAUCUGAGUUUGUGAUAGAGAUUAAAAAGGAGCAGUAUGGAGAAGCAGGCCGAUGGGAGGAGUUUGAGCGAGUUCCUCAUGACAUCAAACAUCUUGAGAUCCAUCUGCAGCCAUACUGCACGUAUCACUUUAGAGCCCGAGCCGUUAAUGACAUCGGUACCAGCGAGCCCAGUCCUUCCUCAGAGUCCUACAGCACCCCCGCUGCAAAACCGGACAUGAACCCAGAGAAUGUGACUACUGUUUCGACAGAUCCAGACAGCAUGGUCAUAACAUGGAAGGAACUGGAGCGACGACAGUUUAACGGACCGGGAUUUAAGUACAAGGUCUCCUGGCGUCAGGCUUCAGGCAAAGGUCCACACUGGAGGGAAACCAGCAUCUCCAGCCCUCCAUUCAUCGUCAAUGAGACAGGAACCUUCAUCCCGUUUGAGAUUAAAGUUCAAGCCAUCAAUGAACUCGGUGGAGGACCAGAACCAGUUGCUAAGAUUGGCUUCUCUGGAGAAGACAUACCUCUGGAUGCCCCAUCAGGAGUGUCGGUCAGCGAGCUAAAUAAAACCACUGUCAUUGUUCGAUGGAGUCCAGUCAGCAGGGACUCUGUGCGUGGACACUUACUGGGCUACAAGAUUCAUCUGAGAAGGAAGGGCCUCAGAGUCAGUCACUUAAGAAGACAUCUGGGCAAGCGAGGGCUAGACAGACAGCAAGAUGACGAGAGGAGAGUGAUCAAGGUUUACGGUCAGAAGGAGGAGGAGGUUGUGAGCGGUCUACAGUUUUACUCAGACUACACUGUGACGGUUGCGGCGUUCAACAGCAGAGGAGAGGGGCCGCAUUCACAGCCACAUCACUUCAGCACACCCGAGGGAGCUCCUGGACCGCCGGCACUCUUGACCUUUGACAGUCCGUCAGAGACACAGGUCACUCUGCUCUGGCAAGCUCCACAUAAACCCAAUGGAGUCGUGACAGGUUACCUGCUGCAGUAUCAAGAGAAUGUGGAUGGUAGUAUGAGCCCACAGCAGGUGGAGUCCAUUGAUCUGCCUGCCGUUACUGAGUUCACACUGAGUGGUUUGAACCCUCAGAGCCAAUACUCCUUUUACCUGAGAGCACGCAACACUGCUGGGGAUGGAGAGCCCAUAAAAAUGGAUGGAGCCACCCUGCUGGACGGAGAACCUCCAUCUGUAAUCAACAUAACUACUGGUGAGACAUCAGUCAACCUCAGCUGGGUGCCUGGAGACAGACAUCGUAACGUUCCCUUCAGCUUCCGUUACCUGAAAAAAAGUGCUGGUGGUGUAUGGGAGGAGUCGGAGCAGGUGAACUCCACACAGGCGUUCUAUCAGCUGCAGGGUUUGCAUCCGGGUACAAGCUACCAUCUGCAGAUCCUGACAGGAAACACAUCAUAUUACUGGGACUUCCAGACUAAAGGACCAGAACUGCCGGAACUGCCCAGCGGGUUUGCCACUCAGGGUUGGUUCAUCGGGCUCAUCAGUGCUGUAGUUCUGCUGCUACUUGUCCUGCUCGUUCUGUGCUUCAUCACGAGAAGUAAAGGAGGGAAAUACUCAGUGAAAGAUAAAGAGGAGGGUCAGGCAGAAUCUGGAGCUCGCACAAUGAAAGAUGAUGCGUUUGGAGAAUACAGAUCUCUAGAGAGUGAUAAUGAAGAGAAACGCUCCAUCAGUCAGCCGUCGAUCUGUGGCGAGAGCAAACGCAGCAGUAAAGACAGUCUGGCUGACUAUGGAGACAGCGUCGACAUCCAGUUCAAUGAGGACGGCUCGUUCAUUGGCCAGUACAGCGGAUGCAGAGACCCGCACGUGCACGCCGGUCACGACAGCUCGGGUACAACGUCCCCCAUCAACCCCAACAUGCCUCCUCCCAGCAUCAGCUUCCCCAACUCUGUGACAGGAAUACUGGGGCCGAAUUAACCACUCGUACACACACAUCCAUACACACCUGCCUGAGAAACUGAAUGACAUUACACCGCACUGCCCUCAUGGUAUUAGACAUGAACAAACAUCAUUCACACAUAACACAAAUGCUUGUAACAUUCCACCCGUGCAUUCAUGAAAAACUGUUUACAGCGCUCGCUCACUCGUAUCGCAUAGCUUUCUCUGAGUUUACAGCGAGUGACAUUUGAAUUGUAAAAUCUCCCUGGCCAGAAGUUAUUCCACUAAAUUAUUUUGCUGAAGUUUAUAGAAUACAGUUCGAUAGGCAGCAGACACGGCCAGGGAAAACCGUAAGGAAACAUACUGUACACAAAUCCAGUCUCAUUUUGCAAAUGCAACAACAAAUGACUAAUUACUUCUCUAAUCUGCUGGUUAAUUCACUGAAAAAUUUAUCACAUUACUAAUUACAUUACUUUUAAGUUACUUUCUAAAACUCUUCACAGGAAAGAGUCGGCAUAAUAUUUUUCGCUCAACAUAAUUCAAAUUCAUUUCUGUAUUUCCUCCUCGUCCACUGAUAUUUUCAAGUCCUCCACUCAGCACUUCUUUUUUCUCUCUUACAAUGACUCAUUUUAUUAACAUAAUUCAUGUUUAAAUGUAAUCUACGUACUGUAAAUAAUGUUAAUUUAGAAAUGUGUAAUGUACUUAAGGUAAUUAACUUAAAUGAAAGUCAGUAACUGUAAUCUGAUUUAAAGAAUUUAAAAUGUAAUACUUUUAAAUAAAAGUAAUUAGAUUACAUUAACUAAUUACAUUAUAAUCAGAUUACACCCAACACUGCAUAUGCAUUGUGUCCUGAAUAACGAAAACACUUGAAAUUCAAUCAGAUGGUUCAGAAUGGUAACGUUACCAAAAAGAAAUCACAUUUUAAUGUGGUGUGAAUUGGGUUUGUAAAAAUCAGAUUUCUUUUGUGUUUCCAUUGUACUGUUCAGACUAGACAAAAAAAUAAAACGUGUUUGUGCUGGAUACAUCAAAACUAUGAAUUUUGCUGCAUGUCUAAACAAAGCCUUCGUUUAGAAUAAAUCAGGUAACUGCAGUGUGCCUGUACAGUCACAGGAAACAGUGAUGUUUUGCAGGCUAAAAAGAGGAAAUCAUUUUAUGUUUCAUUUUCACAAGUCAUUUUAUUCUCAUUCUCCUUUCAACAAUGUUUCAAAUUAUUUUUACUACUUUAUAUAUUGUUAUUUUUUACAUUUACUUAUAUUUUUAUAUGAAAUACAUCUAAUAUAUUUUGUUUUAUAUUUAUUUAACUUUUAUAUCAUCAGCAUUUAUUUUUCAUUUCUUAAGUUGACAUGAGUUUGCCUAUACAUUCCUACGCUCUACAUAAUACAGUAUUUACGAAUAUUUAAUUGUUCCAUGUGUGUCUUUCUGUCUAAAUAAUCAAAGAUUAUCUUAAGAUAAGGACUCCUAAUCACAUAUCAUUUGUAUUGUUGCCCAAGUGUGUCACGUUUUUAAAAUAAUGGUUGCUUUUGAUGCAACUCGAUGCGUCAAAGCCAAUAAGUACAUACAGCCGCUGCGAUGAAGCCAAAUGACAUGAUUUUGACUAACAAAUACUGAAAGCAUUUUUAUUUCUAGAAUGAACUCUCUGCAGCAUUAACAGCAUGAUGCAGUGUAGGCUCGCUGAUGUCGUGUACGGUUGUGUCUGUUGUUCUGCUGUAUAUCGCUGAGGCUGAAACCCCGUCGUGAUGCCUUACAGAGUUUGAGAACUCCUGCGCUUGAGUGUCUGUGUCAUCCGCCCCUCAGCUUGCAAAUAAUAUCACUCGAUCAGUGCAAUUAUGCAAAUGUAUUACUAAAAACUCAUAACAGUCAUACAGUGCAUUCACAUAUUUGUCUCAUGUCAUCAGUUGUUCUUUGUAGUGUGGACAUUGUUUGGAAUAAAUGAGUGAAUUUCA
This is a messenger RNA of Myxocyprinus asiaticus (Chinese sucker), 5990 nucleotides long. It is a transcript of the gene l1camb, whose product is annotated as L1 cell adhesion molecule, paralog b. Bases 256 to 4086 code for a protein of 1276 amino acids. Gene Ontology annotation, biological process: axon guidance; cell-cell adhesion. Gene Ontology annotation, cellular component: axon; plasma membrane. Gene Ontology annotation, molecular function: protein binding. The transcript is spliced from 28 exons. The record is from RefSeq and is a predicted model, not a curated record. NCBI's taxonomy places the organism in Eukaryota, Metazoa, Chordata, Actinopteri, Cypriniformes, Catostomidae.